CCUUCAUCGCAUGUAGUUGCGUUGGAUGCGUAGCGUUGCGUUGGGUUUACACAAGGCCCUAAAUACAGGUUUACAUAGCAUUGCGUUGGAUACCUAUACGUUGGGUGGGAUUUACUGGGAUUUACAUAGCCUUGGGUAGGAUAUACAGCUGGGGCUGAAGAUAAGACCAAGAUAAGAAUAAAAAUAUUAUCUUCCGUCAGUAUAUGCUCUGUUAACCGGCAUGAAAAUCCAGCGACAGAAGAAACUUAAAAGGCGCCUAGACUUCUUCAAAAACAAUUUUGGCUUCUCUGCGCCAUACAGCUUGAUUGUUGAUGGUACAUUCUGCUUUGCAGCAUUGUCGCAUAAAGUGAGCAUAAAAGAGCAGAUUCCAAAAAUCCUGGAAGACAAUGUGAAAAUUCUCACAACACCCUGCAUCGUAACAGAAGUAGAAAAAAUGGGUCCUGCACUGUAUGGAGCAUUCACCAUAGUGAAGCAGUUUGCUCACCACCAGUGUGGACACACAGUACCAGUAAAUGGUGCCAAGUGUGUGAGAAGCAUGGUCAAGGGUGGCAACAAGUCAAAGUACGCGGUGGCCACCCAGGACCAGUCCCUGCGCACUCAGCUGCGUACAAUGCCGGGCGUACCGAUUCUCUACCUGCACAACUCCGCGCCCACCCUGGAAAAGCCGCCGGAAGUCAGCACGGAUCGCGCCGACCGUUGGGAUGCAGACAGGGUCGGCCUAUCGAAAGAGCAGCGGAAAACCAUCACCUCCCUGAAGCGCUCCAUUCUGGGCGAGUCUGAGCCGGUGAAGCGGCGGAAAAAGAAGGUAGUCAAAGGCGCCAACCCUCUGUCCCGCCGUCGUCGGAAAGAGCGGGAGUCCGGUGAGCAGCAGGCAGAGGACGGAGGGGAGGCAGAGCGCCGGAGUCGCCGCCGGCGGAGGAGGGUCAAACUGGCGGCGCACGUGAAGGAGGAGCUGGCGAGAAGACGACAGAUGGGUGAGCAGGCUGUUUGAGUGAGCGGGGCCACUCUGAGAGACUGUACGGGUGUUUGAUUGGGACGGUGACUGAACCCCGACAUGUGAGACACUUCCGAAGUCUGAACGGGAUGUCGGUUGCAACGUGUGUUACUUUCAUGACUCGUGGAGGGUGUGAUGCUUUGAGUGUCUUGUCAUUAUCAUACUGAGGUCAGAGAUGUCGAUGAAUUUUAAAUACAUUGUCAAAAGCAA
This is a messenger RNA of Amphibalanus amphitrite, 1204 nucleotides long. RefSeq names its product rRNA-processing protein UTP23 homolog. The coding region runs from base 221 to 991 and encodes 256 amino acids. The record is from RefSeq and is a predicted model, not a curated record. Gene Ontology annotation, molecular function: small ribosomal subunit rRNA binding. The transcript is spliced from 5 exons. Lineage: Eukaryota; Metazoa; Arthropoda; Thecostraca; Balanomorpha; Balanidae. Gene Ontology annotation, cellular component: nucleolus; small-subunit processome.